AUGGAGCCCUCGCUCUCGGCAAAGGAGCUGGAGUCGGGGCUGAGGAACGGAGAGCUGCCGCAGAUCUGCCGGGGGCAGAAUUUCAUUUCCUUCCCUCGUCAUGAGGAAGAGCAUCUCCAGCGGACUGUGAGCUGGCACCCUUGCCUUCUGAUUCUUGGCCAGAACUGUAAUGCCAAGUGCCAGUUACUCAACAUACUGCUGGGUGAGAAGCUGCUCCCUACCACCAAAAUCAGCAAUGAGGAGAACUGUAAGAGGCGACGGAUCCGCUUCACGCAUGGGACACAAACACGGAUUAGCCUAGCGCUGCCUGAGCAGUAUGAACUGGUCCAUAUGAUGGCAGCCCACCGAGGGCACUGGGACACGAUACCAGAGGAGGACUUAGAAAUUCGUGGGGACAGCGAAGAUCCUGCUCACCAGAUAGCGGAGCUGGAGGUCAUGCUGCCGUACUCACUACUAAAGGAAGUAGAUGUUGUGGUAGCACCAUGUCGUGGAUUCCAGUCUGCUGAAGCCACCUUGGGAGAGUAUGUGAACCAAGUCUUGCCUGUUGUCAUCUUUGCCAUCAGCGAGGCUGAACUUUCUUCAUCAGAUGAGAAUGAACUGCGCGAAAUCAAAGAGAAAUUCUCUUUGCCCAUUUUCUUCUUCAAAGUGCCAGAGUUGGGGGUUGAGCUGAUCUCUCCCAAAAAAACUGAUCAUGAAAAGUCCUCCCUUUACUGCCAGCUGAUGGACUUGGAGUACCUGAGUACCAGCCACUGCAGCUGCGGGGCACCCGGUCCUGAUGCUGAUGCCCAAAGCAUGCUGGUGGAGCAGUUUGAGAAGCUCCGUCUCCUAAGCACUUUUUCCAGGCAGGUGCUUCAGAAGCAUCUCGUGGAAGCAGCUACCAGUUUAAAUGAAGUGCACUGCCGCUGCCUGAACAUCUUCAUCAAUCAGGCUUUCGACAUGCAGCGAGACCUGCAAAUCACCCCCAAGAGGCUAGAGUAUACCCGCAAGAAGGAGAACGAGCUAUAUGAGUCUCUGAUGAACAUUGCCAACCGCAAGCAAGAGGAGAUGAAGGACAUGAUCAUAGAGACGCUUAGCAAUAUGAAAGAGGAGCUCUUGGAGGAUGCUGCUAAUAUGGAAUUCAAAGAUAUCAUCAUUCCGGAGAAUGGGGAACCUGUUAGUUCCAAGGACAUAAAGUGUUGUAUUAAGCAAAUCCAGGAACUGAUUAUUUCUCGGUUAAACCAAGCAGUUGCCAACAAGUUAAUUAGUUCAGUGGACUAUCUGCGAGAGAGCUUUGUAGGGACUCUGGAGAGAUGUCUGAAGAGCUUGGAGGAGUCUUGGGAGGUUUCAGUACAUCCUGCAAGGAGUUUGGAGAAGUCAAAGGAUGUUUCUGUACACAUCACAAGCAAUUAUCUCAAACAGAUACUAAAUGCAGCCUAUCAUGUUGAAGUCACUUUCCACUCUGGCUCAACAGUAACCAGGAUGCUGUGGGAACAGAUCAAACAGAUAAUCCAGCGGAUUACAUGGGUCAGCCCACCUGCCAUCACCAGUGACUGGAAGAGGAAAGUUGCUCAGGACGCUAUCGAGAGCCUCAGUGCGUCCAAGUUAGCCAAGAGCAUUUGCAGCCAGUUCCGGACCAGGCUAAACAGUUCCCAUGAGGCUUUUGCAGCUUCUCUGCGACAGUUAGAAGACGGCCAUUCUGGCAGGCUGGAGAAAACAGAAGAUCUGUGGCUGAAGGUGCGGAAAGAUCAUGCUCCUCGGCUAGCACGACUCUCGCUGGAGAGCAGGUCCCUCCAGGAUGUGCUGUUACAUGGCAAACCAAAGUUGGGCCGCGAGCUGGGCCGAGGACAGUAUGGCGUGGUCUAUCUGUGUGACAGCUGGGGAGGGCAUUUCCCAUGUGCACUGAAAUCUGUUGUUCCUCCAGAUGAGAAGCACUGGAAUGACCUUGCACUUGAGUUUCACUAUAUGAGGUCCCUGCAGACACAUGAGCGGCUCGUACAUCUCCAUGGUUCUGUGAUAGAUUAUGGCUAUGGAGGAGGCUCCAGCAUUGCCGUCUUACUGAUAAUGGAACGGUUGCACAGAGACCUCUAUACCGGACUAAAGGCUGGGCUAGAAUUAGAAACACGAUUACAGAUUGCCUUGGAUGUAGUUGAAGGAAUCCGUUAUCUUCACAGUCAGGGACUUGUGCACCGAGAUAUCAAACUUAAAAAUGUCUUGCUUGACAAAAAGAAUCGAGCCAAAAUCACUGACUUGGGGUUCUGCAAACCAGAAGCCAUGAUGUCUGGCAGUAUUGUAGGCACACCCAUUCAUAUGGCUCCUGAGCUCUUUACAGGAAAGUAUGAUAACUCAGUGGAUGUUUACGCAUUUGGCAUUCUGUUCUGGUACAUUUGUUCGGGACACGUGAAGUUACCAGAGGCUUUCGAGAGAUGUGCAAGCAAAGAUCACCUUUGGAACAAUGUUAGAAGAGGAGUUCGCCCGGAGCGUCUUCCAGUGUUCGAUGAGGAAUGCUGGCAGCUGAUGGAAGCCUGCUGGGACGGAGACUCCUCCCAGCGCCCUCUCCUGGGGAUUGUUCAACCUAUGCUGCAGGGGAUCAUGGACAGGCUCUGCAAGUCAAGCUCUGAGCACCCAAAUAAAGGGUUGGAUGACUCUACUUGAAAAGGAAGCACGGAAGAAUUUUUAAUUGUGGGAGAAUUCUGAACCCCUAACUCUGCAGACGGCUUCUUCAGGUGUAGCUCUUUGUGGCUAACAUGAGUGGGACAGGUAAUAGCAACCAGAAGAUUGCUCAUAGAGGUGAGACCUUGGGGAUGUUCCAUCUUGAAUAGCGGCCAGAGAAAUCUCCCCCGGUACACCCCAUUGAUGCUAGUUACCCCACUGCAGCUUUUAUUAUGGAGUUGUGCAAGUGAGAUAAAAAUCCAUGCCCUUGAACUGAAAGGGAUUUUUGCCAAUCCCACACAAACACCAAUCAAAGAAAAGCAUCUUGUGUGUUCCAGGUAGUGUCUGCGUUGCUAGGAGCUGAUCACGACAGUCUUUACUCAGUAAAGUAAAAACUCUUCCCAUUAACUGAUGGUCCUAGGUGGCCUUCGGUCCACACACAACUAUCCCAAUCACUUAUCGAUUGGCACCGAUUACAGUGCGGUCGGAGAGGAAAGAGAAAGCAGAGGGUCUAGGCUAGAAAGUGUUUAGAAGCUAAGAGCAUCUCUGUGUUAAGCUUCUUGCAACACUCAAAAUGUUUACAUUGACAGGAGCAAAGCUUCCAUGUUUUACCUAAGGGGAUUUAUCUACUGUUCCACUGCAGUGCAAAUACCCCAAGUUAUAAGCUAUUUAUCUCUUACGUACCCUUCACCUCUUACUUAUGUAAACAAGCUCUUUUCUGGUUAAUUUCGCUUCAUAAUAGUUAUUUGAAUGUCUGAAGAAACCUGACCUUUCUUUUACAGUCUUCUGGUAACAUGGAAGACUGCUCAGAGAUGACAUAUCGUAAUACCGAAACAAAGUCAUUACAACUAAUGACUGUCCAUGGGGAAAAUGCCAAUUCAUUUUAAUUAAAUUUGGUUUUUGAAUUAGUUGUAAAGGCAAUGACAGUUUUAAAUUGUGCUAACUAUGACAGACAUAUUUUUAAAAAUAAGGUUUCUUCAGCUUUUUUAAAGUCACAUGCUUGGUGAGAGCAUGCUCGAGGGAAAACAGGUCAUUCGUUCUUCUUCAGUAGCUGUGUAUUGUGGCUGUGUCUGUUCAUCUGAUCGUUUCACUCUGGGAUCUCUAAUUUGGCUGUACUGAAAAGAAUAAAAAAUGGGGGGGAGGGGAAUCCUUCGCAAGGAAGGUAUGGGCUGGGGUGGUCCUGCUGCCCUUCCCAAGAGGGCUGCUUUUGAAAAUAAUAUCCUUGCCCUUUGCCUUUUGCAUUUCUGGGGCAAGAUUGGUUGAUCUUAGUGUAACGUACCUGUGGGGUGGAGGCUGAAAUAGAAAAUGCACCUUGUUUACUACGUGAGGAAAUACAGAGUUGGCAAGUUCUCCCUGGGUUUACUGUUCCUCCCAGCUGCGGGGGAUGAGCACGCAAUGGCUUUGUUUCCCAGGAAAGCUAGCAUGCUGCAUCCAAAGUAGUGUAGGCAUGGGGAAUUGCUGCACCUUGUGGCUGGAAUUUAUUGGC
This is a messenger RNA of Pygoscelis adeliae (Adelie penguin), 4114 nucleotides long. RefSeq names its product dual serine/threonine and tyrosine protein kinase (gene DSTYK). Lineage: Eukaryota; Metazoa; Chordata; Aves; Sphenisciformes; Spheniscidae. Gene Ontology annotation, biological process: protein phosphorylation. Bases 1 to 2631 code for a protein of 876 amino acids. The record is from RefSeq and is a predicted model, not a curated record. The transcript is spliced from 13 exons. Gene Ontology annotation, molecular function: ATP binding; protein kinase activity.